CCAGGCCCGCCUGCAGGGGGUGGUGAGGGCAGCUGUUUGGAGGCGCUCCCCACCCAGCCCAGAGAAGGAGGAAGAGGGAAGGAAAUUAGCUGCCAGUUCGUUGGAGUCUGGAUUUGCCCGCCUCUUCUAACUCGGUGGCGCCCGUUGCCCUCCGGCGUCUGGGCACCCGGCUCAAGGAAGGAUCUGGGUGGAGGCCGAGGGCCGCGCUGCCAUGAGCAGCCCCGGAACACGGCUGCUGCAGCUGCCGCUGCGAGGGCCAGUCCCGGCUGCCUGGCUCCCGUUCCGGCUCGGGAGAGGACUCGGACUCGGACUCCAGCGCCUGCCGGCGCCCGCCGCGGGCUGCGCCGCGUCCCGCCUGCUGGGGACAAAGGUCGGGGCCAGCGGGAGCGGUCCCGGGAGAGAAAAAGGAUGCGAGGGGACCCGCACGGUGCGGAUCGGCUGCGCCUCGGCUUUCUGGGGAGACACGGCGGCCUCAGUACCUCAGCUGCUGUAUAAGGAGAAGCUGGAUUUUUUGGUUUUUGAUUAUCUCUCAGAGAUAACUAUGUGUCUGCUAACUGCUGCAAAGGCCAAAUCUCCAGAUUUGGGUUAUGUUCCUGAUUUUGUCCAGACUGCAAUGGCUCCAUAUAUUAAAGAUAUUCAUAAAAAAGGCAUUCGUGUCAUCAGUAAUGCUGGUGGGACCAAUCCCCUUGCUUGUGCGAAAGCUCUUCACAGGGUGGCAAAGAAGGCUGACGUGGAUUUGAAAAUAGCAGUUGUCACUGGGGAUGACAUAAUGAGUGAGAAAGAUAACCUAAAAAGAUCAGGGAUUACAGAUAUUGAGAAUGGAAAGCCAUUUCCAGACACCAUUCAAAGCAUGAAUGUAUAUCUUGGUGCAAGACCAAUAAGCCGAGCCCUUGACUUGGGGGCUGACAUUGUUUUGACUGGCCGAUGUGUGGACAGUGCUGUUGUGUUAGGACCACUCAUUCAUUCGUUUGGUUGGAGUAGAAACGACUUUGACUCACUAGCAGCUGGAAGUCUUGCAGGCCACCUCAUUGAAUGUGGUGCUCAGUGCACUGGUGGAAUAUAUACUGAUUGGCAUAUGGUGCCAGACUGGCACAACAUAGGAUUUCCCAUAGUGGAAUGUUCUCCUGAUGGACAAUUUGUUCUGUCCAAGCCUCCUGACACAGGAGGCCUUGUCUCUUUUGGUACUGUGGCUGAACAGCUGGUGUAUGAAAUAGGAAAUCCUCAACUCUACCUCUUGCCAGAUGUGACUUGUGACUUUUCUCAAGUCACUAUUACUGAAAUUCCAGGUAUUGAAGGUGGGGCCGUGCAAGUCAAUGGAGCAAAGGGAUCAGCUCCUUCUGCAUCUUUUAAGGUAAGUGCUUCUUACCUGGAUGGUUUCAGAGCAACUGCUGUCUGUCCAAUAGGAGGGCCAAGAGCCACAGAAAAAGGAAGGCGGACAGCUGAAAGUAUUUUGAGAAGAACUCGCCUUAUGUUUGAAGAGCUGGGUUUGGAAGAUUAUAGUGCCGUUCACAUUCAGAUUUUAGGAGCUGAAGAUACAUAUGGACGUCAUGCAAAAGUCAGCCUAGGUGGGGGGCCCCGAGAAGUUGUUCUCUGGCUUGCUGUCCAACACAAACAGAAGAAGGCACUGGAAAUCUUCUCAAGAGAAAUUGCACCAGCUGGGACAGGAAUGGCACCUGGACUAACUGGAAUUGUUGGAGGUCGUCCCAAAGUAUCUUCAGUUCUGAAACCAUUUUUCUUCCUGUAUCCCCAAAGAAAUGUCAAGAUUGAUAUCUAUAUUAAUGGGCAGCAUGUCGAAACGUUUCAGGAGGACUUCACCUUCACAACAGAUGAAUUUGUUUCACCUGCUCUACCUGAGAGAGAUGAUGAACUGAAAGAUUUACCACAUGGCUCACUGACUUAUCGUUUAGAGGAUCUAGCCUAUACUAGAAGUGGAGAUAAAGGCAAUUCUGCAAAUAUCGGUGUUGUAGCACGACACCCCCUCUAUUAUCCAUACUUAAAAAAAAUUCUAACUGCUCAGGCAAUAGAAGACUACUUCCAACACCUGCUGCAUAAAGAAGGGGCAGAGGAGACUUUAGUCACAAGAUAUGAGUUGCCAGGAAUAUAUGCCUUAAACUUUGUUUUGAAAAACUCCCUGGGUGGUGGAGGCAUCGCAUCCUUGAGAAACGACCCACAAGGCAAAGCUCUUGGACAAAUGCUAUUGGACUUCCAGAUUAAAAAUGUUCCUGAUUUAAAAUCCCUAGUAGAAUGACCAAAACAAGUGCAUCCACUUUGGGGAAAAUUUCCUAAUGAAAACAUAAAACUGAAACUAAAACAAAGAACCAAAGGAGUAAAUACCAUAAAUAAAUAGUAGCAGGGUGAGUCAACAGCAACAUCACCAGCAAGAAGUCAUCAGUGGGAGGGAGAGGGUAAGUGAUCUUGAGAAAAAGACACCAAAGUGUUCACGUUCUAUGCAGCAAUCACUUAGGUUGGUUUAAUCUAUCAUUUAUGUUUUCUUAGCAUUUAAUGGAACUUUUCUGUAUUUUCUAUAAAAUAUACUCAUUAAAUGAUGAUAAAAACAAUAUUCUUUACACACAUACACACAUUUAUACUUUCCCAGCUUAGUGCUCAUCUAUGAGCAAUAUAUUUUAUUCUUUGUUAGUGCCUCUUCAGAUUUUUUGCCACUUAUAAAUGAUACAAGUCCUCAUACAUUGGGAGUACAGAGUAUAAAUUUGGGAUCAAAAGCAAUCCUUAAUUCUAUUACAUAGAAUAAGUGCUAUUUGAAAGCAGUGUGUUCUUUGGGGAAAAAAUUAUGAUAUCCCAAUAUUCAAAAUGAUAUCGUGUAAGUCAGAAGAUAUGAAAUUUAAAAGUACACUCAGUUAAUAUGUUAAUAUAAAAUAGAUGCUUGCCAUUAAACUGCCUAGGUUGACAGGAAUGCCUUAUAGUUGAGACAUACUCUGUAUCCCCAAAGACUUUUUUUAACCAACAAUUUAGCUACUUUGAAGAAAGCUUUUGUGGUAUAAUGGAAAGAAAACUGUAUUUAGAUUUAGAAAUUAGAGAUUAGAUCAUCAAUAAACAUUCAUUAAGCACCUACUGUGUGCCAGGUACUGUGCUAAGCACUGAACAUGGGUUCAAAUUUUGAUUCUUCUAUGAAUUGUCCCCAUCUCAUCUUAAGCAAAUCACUUAAUCUCUAUGGGCCUCAGUUUCCUUACUGUUAAAACAAGAAGUUUGAACCAGAUGGUCUUGAUAUCUCUCUUUAAAUCUUAUGAAUGGAUCUGAAAGGGUGAUGCUUCCUAUCUUGGGCCAAAUUCUACACUGUUGCAGAAUAGUGCUGUACUAAAUUUGUAAACUAUUUUGUUUUACUUAAAAACAAUAUAUUUUUCCAUCUUUAAGUUCAUGGAUGAAUUCUUUGAGCUUGACACCCCUCUGAUAUUUCCAUAUCAGUAAUGCUCACUCCUUUACUCACAACCUUAUUGCCAAUGGCAUAGGCAGGGUAAGAAUUUCCGCUUUAUCAUUUAUUCCUUAUAAAAUAAAGAGAAUUCAGAUCAGAUGGGCAUCUUAGGAAUCACUUUAGAUUUGAGGAAACUGAGGUACAGAAGUAUAAUAACUUGCCCAAACUCUCAGAGCCAGUUAGUAGAAAGACCAGGUCCUAAAUUCUGUUAUUCAAACUCCCAGGUCAGGCUCUUUCUACACCAUCAGAUAUAAUAAAUGGGACAUUGGAUCAAAUGUCCUUUGUGAAACCUACCAUACCUCAAAACUUCUGAGUAGACUGGUAUUCUCAAUUCUGCCAGUUUUCUUGUAAUUUUAUAAUAAAAGCCAAUAUUCCAUAAUACACUACUUUUCAAUUACAUGGCUGUCUUGUCCCAAUGAAGGGCAGAGAAUUCAUCUCUGAAUCAGCUGUGCUGGACAGUGGGAAAAACUGACACCUUGAUAGUUAGGGUUGAAGUGGUCUUCCACAUUGGGAAGUGGUGUUUCUUCCAAGGGAGUGGGAAUUCAAUCCCCUGGUAUUGUUCUUUGAGUUUGGGGAACUUCCACUAACUUUGUAAUUGUCCAACCACUACUCAUAAACUUACAUUUGUGCUACGGCAGAUAGACAUAUUCAUAAAUGUAUUGUUGAGAAAGAAAAAAGCUGGAAAAAGACUGACACAGUAAUUUAUCAAUUUCUAUGGGUCUUACAAAUUUUACUUUAUUAAAAAAAUUACUUUGGAAAAGGGUU
Messenger RNA from Sarcophilus harrisii (Tasmanian devil), 4192 nucleotides. RefSeq lists its product as uncharacterized. The transcript has 20 exons. The coding region runs from base 212 to 2248 and encodes 678 amino acids. NCBI's taxonomy places the organism in Eukaryota, Metazoa, Chordata, Mammalia, Dasyuromorphia, Dasyuridae. The record is from RefSeq and is a predicted model, not a curated record.